CAAAUGCAAGCGGAUUGAGCCUUCACAGUGUCCCGUUGGUCAUCCGAAUUCCAAAUUCGGCAGUUGCAAUCUACUGCUUUCGUUCUUCGUGGGCUACUCCCAAUCCAUCCGCCAUGGCUCUUCUUCCCUCCAACCUCGCUCUCGGAUGCCCUAAUUCAACACUCUUCUCUGCAGCUCCAAGGCUUUCUUCUCUUCGUCUUCCACCAUUCCGAGUCUCAUGCGCCAAACGGACCGGCAAGAAGAGGUAUCCAUCGGAAAAGAAGAAGCUCAAAUUGAAACAUAAAGAAGUUCUAACGACCGUCGAGAACAAGUUCGAAGGCAUUUGGAGGUUGUUCAAGCUCGGAGUUCCCGUGGAGAAGGAUCCUGGCAAGGAUUUUCAUGGCCUCUCGGAUGCUUUGAUGCAAGAGAUUGCUAAAGUUCUCGAGUUCCCGGUCGCUUCGUUGCUGCCACGGGAAGCUUUCUCAGUUAUUCGUAAAUCAUUUGACGCUAGAAAGAUGUUGAAGGAACCAAAGUUUGUUUAUACUGUGGAUAUGGAUGUACAUAAGCUACUGAUUCUGGAACCUCGUGCUCGGGAUUUCAUUUCGGACUUGGAGCCUAAAGUUGGAUUGAUGGAACAUUUUGCAAAAGAAAAGGUAUCUAAUGAUGUAAUCAGUAUCGUUCAUGACCUCAAGAGUAAUCAGGAAGUGGUUAGAGCAAAUGGACUUAACGGUCACUCUGGUCCUUACUUGCGCAUGUCAAAUGGUAAGCCAAAAAUUGCUGUUGUUGGCAGUGGGCCAUCUGGCCUUUUUGCCUCUCUUGUCCUUGCAGAGUUUGGGGCCGAUGUUACUUUGAUUGAAAGAGGUCAACCAGUGGAACAAAGAGGGCGUGAUAUUGGUGCAUUGGUAGCUCGUCGGAUUCUGGAGCUGGAUAGCAAUUUUUGCUUUGGGGAGGGUGGUGCAGGUACCUGGAGUGAUGGGAAGCUGGUCACUAGAAUUGGUAGAAACAGUGGCAGCGUGCAAGCGGUUAUGAAAUCUUUAGUUUAUUUUGGGGCCCCAAAGAAUAUCUUACUCAACGGAAAGCCUCACCUUGGAACAGACAGGUUGAUUCCAUUACUUAGGAACAUUCGGCAGCACUUAAAAACGUUGGGUGUCAAUAUCAAGUUUGGGACCAGGGUUGAUGAUCUAAUUGAAGAGAGUGGACAUGUAGUGGGUAUUAAAGUUUCUGAUUCAAGAGACAAGUUAAAGCUCAGCAACCAGAAGCUGGAAUUUGAUGCCAUUGUUCUAGCUGUUGGCCAUUCUGCACGUGAUGUAUAUCAAAUGCUUAUAUCUCAUAACAUUCCCAUGGUUCCCAAGGAGUUUGCCGUUGGUUUACGGAUUGAGCAUCCUCAAGAAUUAAUAAACAGCAUACAGUAUUCUGGAUUGGCCAAUGAGGUAGAGAAAGGACGUGGAAAAGUACCCGUGGCAGAUUACAAAGUUGCCAAGUAUGUUAACAUACACACAGAUAAUCCAUCCUCCAAUUCUCUUGCACCAAGUCGCAGUUGCUAUUCAUUUUGCAUGUGUCCUGGUGGCCAGGUUGUCCUCACAAGUACAAACCCCGGAGAACUUUGUAUCAAUGGCAUGUCAUUCUCUAGACGUUCAUCAAAAUGGGCAAAUGCUGCCCUUGUUGUCACUGUUUCAACUAAGGACUUUAAUGAUCUUGGUUUCCACGGACCUCUUGCCGGGGUUGAAUUCCAGAGAGAGCUUGAGCAAAGAGCAGCCGUAAUGGGAGGUGGAAAUUUUGUUUUGCCUGUGCAGACAGCUACUGAUUUUAUGGACAGAAGAUUAAGAGUGACAUCUAUGCCGCCAUCAAGUUACCGGUUAGGAGUGAAGGCCUCAAAUCUCCAUGAUUUAUUCCCUGAUCAUAUAACAGAAGCUUUACAACAAUCUAUCCUAGCAUUUGAUCAAGAGUUACCAGGUUUUCUCUCAAGUGAUGCCCUUCUACAUGGAGUGGAGACGAGAACAAGUUCCCCUAUUCAAAUCCCACGCAACCCUGAGACUUAUGAAAGCACAUCUCUUAGAGGACUCUACCCGGUUGGUGAAGGAGCAGGCUAUGCAGGAGGAAUUGUAAGUGCAGCAGUCGAUGGCAUGUAUGCAGGUUUUGCGGUAGCCAAGAGUUUCAAUCUUUUCCAUGGUGAUCUUGAGACGGUUUUGGGUAAAGCUCAAAGUUCUGGGUCCAUAAUGUAUUAGAGCUUAUCUGGUUCUCUUGCCAAUGAUAUAAAGAGCCUGUUACUACCAAAUCUGGUGGAUCUCUGCAUGUCAAUUCCGGCAAGGCCAUCUAAAUCAACCAGGUUCCACCUUCAACUUAAGCAUAAAGCUGUACUUUUGACCUCCAAAAGGAGCAUUGAAUUCCCAUGUCGUUGUCCAAACAAGAUUUUGCAUCGAGUUGCUCGAUUGGAGGUGGAGAGUCGUAAAUAUGUGACAAUUAAAUAAGCUGCUUGGGACGUUUACCAUGGUGAUUCAGACUGAUUUCAAGCAGACUCACUUGAUCCAGCAGAAGAGCUGACGGCUCCACUCCAAUACUUUAUACAUACUCUCAACAGAGUUGCUUUUGGAUCCUAUGAAACAAUCAACAGUUGCCGAUUCUGCAUAUAAUUAUCGGUAUGUAUUAAUUUACAUAUUGUUGUAUUACAAUAAAAAGAUUAUGCCAAUAAUAUUUGCAAUAGGAUUUUAUCUUGAAUGAAACUUUACUCUUUAUUGAGAGAACCAGAACCUAGUUUAUAUUAAAAAAACCAACUUUCAUUAAGACAUGUGAAAGUUAGAAGUAGAAGAGGUAUAGGAAAACAUCAGUCUUAGAGCCAUGUUUAUGAGGUUAAAUUAUAAAAAAUACUCCUAUAAGUGGAGUUGGUUUUAAU
This is a messenger RNA of Benincasa hispida (wax gourd), 2869 nucleotides long. It is a transcript of the gene PDE327, whose product is annotated as FAD/NAD(P)-binding oxidoreductase family protein. The record is from RefSeq and is a predicted model, not a curated record. NCBI's taxonomy places the organism in Eukaryota, Viridiplantae, Streptophyta, Magnoliopsida, Cucurbitales, Cucurbitaceae.